Molecule: messenger RNA, 1238 nt
Organism: Oryza sativa Japonica Group (Japanese rice)
Lineage: Eukaryota; Viridiplantae; Streptophyta; Magnoliopsida; Poales; Poaceae
Molecular function (GO): RNA binding
Source: RefSeq, a predicted model, not a curated record
CCCAAGCUAUUCUCUCUCUCUCCCUCUCGACCCUCACGGCCUCACCUCCUCCGUGGAUUUUUUUUUUCUUUUUCUCUUGAGCAUCAGGGAUCCCAUCCGUCGCUCUGCCGCCGCAUCCCGCCCUUGCUUGCUUCCGAUCUUCCCUGUACCCCGCUGAUCAUCGCCUAGCCCUAGGGCCGCUGACUUCGUCGCCCACUUCUCUCUCUCCUGCUUUGCUACGCCGCGAGGGGGUGGAGGGCUGGAACAGCGAGGAUGGCCCCUGCCCGGAUAAGGGGAGACGAAGGCAUCGGCAAGAACAGCUGUAAUAAAACGUGGAGGAAGAAGAUUUCGAAGAAGCAAUCUGCGCAGCAAGGAGGUGUAAAUCAGCCUUUGGUUGUACCUCAACUCUUCAAGUUCCACAAGUUUAUGAGGCUCUUUACUCUCCAAGAGAUGCUCUUUCUGCGUCGAAGAAAGAGUAAAUGGGAGCAACAACAGGAGGAGGUAGAAUUGUUCUCAGAAGAGGAGGAAUGCUCCACUACACGCUUUUGGAGGGAUCCGGAUACUGAGUUCUGCAACAUCUGUGGAGACGACAAGGGAAACCAUCUGGAGCUGAUGUGCCCCUACAACUAUCUUUCCCCGGCUGCGUACUUCCCAUGCAGAGCGCGGCUCGCUCUCUGGGGCAACUACACAACCACGCUCCGUUACAAGUGCUCGCGGCACAGAGAGGAAGAGCAAAGCGAGCCCCCGAUGCACGACGAAGCGAACGCGAGGCGUCUCGGGUUCCUGCGGUGCCUCGUCCGCGUGAACAACCUGUCGGAGUUGUGCCCACCGGAGCAGCUCGUUGAGCUGUUCGGCCGGUUCGGGCCGCUGUGGAUGUGGUACGUCCCGACGCGAGGCUCCGGGGGGACAUGCAAGGGAUUCGGCUGCGUCGUGUUCCAGCGACAUCGGCACGCGGAGGAGGCCGUGGAGGCGCUCAACUGCUGGGAAUUCGGUGGCCGCAAGCUGCGAGUCGAUUGGGCUUACCCUUGUCUAAACUGAUGGCUCUGCUCGCUCGUCUAUGUUCCGACCGAUUCAGUCAAAAUCGAAAAAACAAAAAUGAUGUUUCCUUCAAAAAGGUCUAAGAAAUAGUAGUAGUAGAAUGAUCUGGAUUUUUUUUUCUAUGUUGAAAGUUCAAUUAGUGAUGGGUUUUGGUAAAUGGUUCAGUGUGGAAUUACGAAUGGGUGCAGUGAGUUGAGUGCAGGCUCAUUCUCACUUGAUAA